GGUCAGUUUGAGGCGGGAAAAACCGAGGAAUCCUGCUCAGUGUUCACAGGAAGUCAACCAUAUCCUCCGGACUCUUUCAAGAAUAGCACACAACGAAAAUAAACACUCCGCACAAAAAUUGUUGGCAUAUGCAAUAGAAGUGAACAACGGUGCAAACAUUACAGUUGUACGUGGGAUAUAUCGUAGAUAACGUGCUUAUUUUGGUGCAUGCAUACGUGGCAUGGGGCUUCGUGCGGUGUUACAUGAUACCUCAGCCGUGUCCAGUCCCGGUCCCACUACUGAAGCACAGACCACACGAAAAUUCAAACCACGCAAGCUAGCCAUUUCUACCGUCCUUCGCCGCGGUCUCUAGCUUUAAAUUUGUAACGUUAACCCUUAACACAGAGAGUGAUACGGCUGUUAGCAGUUAGGGGGAAGAGAUCUGUAAGGAAUAAAAUACGAUUCAAGAGAGAGCAGUCCUCGCGCGAGCAAAAAUUUGGCCAAGUUUCAACGAAAUGCACGUCCGAUGAAGCGCAGAGUUUCAGUGCUGCUGACCCAUUGAAUAUGACAUCAGCCUUGGGUGAUAGAAAACCUACUGCGAAAGAUCAAGGAAUUGCUGACUAGAUCAGAUCGCAGAAAGAACCAUGUCUUCUCCUGACAAUGUGGAUGGUGCAGAAGAGGGAAGUGUGCCCAUAAAUGGACAAAAGGAUGAUGACAGCAGUCAGGAGGCUCAAGAGAACAGUAAAGGAAGCACAGAUGUAGCUGACGAUGUUGAAACUAAAAGCAGAGAGGAUGACACAAUCACAGAAAAUUCAUUGGUACCCAAAGAUGAUGGCACUGAGGUUAAAGAAACAUUGGCAACCAAUGAUUUACCAAGUGAUACAGCACAGGAAGCUAUUGUUCAGACCGAGGAACAGGUGAGAGAGAAGAUGCCGUCUUCUUCCACACCUGCAGCCUCUGAAACAGACUCUACAAAGUUAGAGAAACAUGUAGAAGAGAAACCAAAACCCUCUGAAGACGAGGAAAAGGCAAAAGUUUCAGAUGCUGGUGGAGAAACAAGAACUGCUGCUAGUGAUAACGUAGGUGGAGAAGAAAAACACAAUAUACCAGGUGAUGGAGAUGAAGGAAAAUCAACUGAAGAAAUGAGUAAUAAAGAAACAGAACAAGAGAACGUUGCCACUGUAGAAAGAACUAACAUUACAGCACAAGAUAACAACAUUGAUGAGACUGCAGUAACCAGUGAUGAUGUUGUAGAGAAGACAAAAGAUGACAAUGCAAAAGCAGAAGUGGACAUUCAACAAAACACAGUCAAACAAGAAGAGGUUGUCAUAGCCGAAUCUGGGCAAGCAAAGGACCAACAAGAGGCCGAACAAGCCAUAAGUCAAACCAUUAGUGAAACUAUUUCUGAACAUUUAGACUCUGCCAGGGGACCAGCUAAUGUGGAAGUGCAGGAACCAUCUGAAGAGCAAAAAACUUAUAUUGAAGGUCAAUCAGAUGUUGAGAAAGGAACUACGGCAAUAACAAGUGAAACUGCCACAGCAAAAGAAGCUGAAAGUCAACCAGAGUCUGCAAAUGCAGAAGACAAAGAAACUACUGAAAAACCUGAAGUAGACUCAGAUAAUAGGGAGGUAAUGUCCAAGCCUGAUACAAGUACUUCAGAGGAGAGAAAAACAGAUGACCAACCGGAGGUAUCUCAACGACCACAGACAGGUGAAAAUGAACAGAAAGAAGCAGAUGAAAAAUCUGUUUCCCCAACAACAGUUGGUAGCGAAGAGCUCGUAAAUGUAGCUGACAACCAGUCGUGCCCACAGACAAGCGAUGCAAACAACUUUCUCUCCCCAUCUCAGAGCUUUCCCCCGCAGAGUGUCAGCCCUCGGUUAGAGUCUGGCCUGGACACAGCGUUACCGGACGAUCCCCAAACUGGUCGAGCAGAGUCUGCCAUGACAGAUAGCAGCUUUUUCUCAGUGACUCCCUUCGACAUGAGACCGUACGUUCCCACCCCCACUCCGGACAUCAUACAAGACUACAAGAUCCCCACCCCAGAGGUGGCCACCACCCCUGCCCUGAGUGAAGAGAUGAGUCGACAGCUCAGAAGGAGUUCAGAAAUGCUGUCGUCUAGGGAAAGUGAACGGGCGGCGCUGGACAGUCAAGGUGCCAGGAACUUUGAUCUGACUGGAGAGGGUAUUGAUGAAGAAGAAGAGGAGGUGGAGAUAACAGAGGGACAGCACAAUGUGUCUCCUGAGCCAUCAGAGGUGUUCACGACAGCGGUGAGUGAGGAGACGAUACAGGAAGCCAUGGGGAGGCAGCACCAGCAGGUGGGGGAGGGGGUGCUGGGCAUGUGGGGACACCUGUCGAAAGAACCGUUUGGAGACGUUAUCGGGACCAAGUCUCUGGAGCAUUACUACCGGGGAAUCCAAUGUGCCAAGGACGGGAAGUUUGAAGACGCUCUCGUGGAUUUUUCCAAAGCCAUUAACCUCCGACCACAAGAUGCAGAUGCUUACGUACAGCGGGGUGAAAUCUACUUAUGGAUGUGCGACUUCCAGUCCGCCAUCUUAAACUACAAGAAAGCCUGCACCAUCAGAAUUAACUCUUCAGAGCUAUACUCCAGGCUUGCCUUUAUUUACUAUUUCCAGGGUCAGACAUUUUUCGACCAACAGUUGUAUGCAGAGGCACUGGAAUCUUUCACCAGAGCAGCUGAGAUCAGACCAGAUGUCAUAGGCUACCACACCAGAAGUGUUGCAUGUCUGGCUGCCCUGCAUCGCUAUGGGGAGUGUUUGGCACUUGUCAAUCAAAGACUGGAGGAGGAACGUGACAAUGCUGACCUGUACAUCAUGAGAGCAAGGCUGCACGAGCUCUUCAGAAAUUCCACACUGUGUUACUAUGAUGUGAAGGAUGCCCUGUCUCUGGAUCCGGAGCAGCCUGAGGCCCAGGCUAUGUUGGCAAAGCUGGAAAGGAAGGCUGAGGACUAUCACAACCACGCCUGUCAGCUGUCAAUCAACGGCAAGAGCAACGAGGCCCUGCAGAAAAUCUCCAUGGCGAUUGAGACUAACCCGUCCAUCCCAGAGUUCCAUGUCCUAAGAGGUGCGACUCAUCGUCGUCUGGGAGACUUCAACUCCGCCAUCGAUGACUACCUCCUGGCACUGGACAAGACUGACCACAAUGAGCAGGACCCCACGUACAUGGAGGGCCAGCGACAACUGCUCCUGACGUACAAUGACUUUGCUGUGGAGUGUUUCCAGAAGGGGUUCUAUGACGAGGCUAUAAUUCUGUUGAACAAGGCUAUCAAAGGAGAAAAGAGGGAGAAAGGCCUGUAUAUCAACAGAGGAGAUUGUUUCUUCAGACAAGGGGAUCUCCAUUUUGCCUUGGCCGACUAUCACCAGGCCCUGGAGCUGGACCCUGAGGACUGGGCAGUCAGGUCCAGGAUAGCCGUGGUUCACAGCGAGUUUGGUGUGCUGGACUAUGAAGAAAGGAACUACCAGGAGUCAGAGACCCGUUUCAGUCUUGCCAUUCAGAACAACCCGAAGGUCGCCCGUUUCUACGUCUACAGGGCACGGGCCAGGUACAUGAUGGAGAACAUACGCGGGGCGCGAGAAGACAUCCUGAUGUCGCUGCACCUGGAUCCCAGCAGCGACGAGAUACUGUCCAUCCUGUCACGCCUGUUCCCGGGGAAGAGCGUGGGGGAGGUGAUGAAGAGCAAAGCUGCGAAAGCCGCCAAGCUGACGCUGGACCAGAUGCUGUACAUGGCUGCAGCUCCGUCACACAGACUGCCUCCUGUGGACAGAAGCCACUCUGCUCCUGAGCUGUCUCUGGCUGUGGACUCCUCAGAAGACAUGACAGACAAGGGUACACAGGUGUCUGAAGAACCUUAUGUGAUAAAAGAUAUGCCAAAGAAGAAGAAGGCCACCAUCAAAGGCCCCUUCCCUGCAUCAAAAGCCAAGAGGCCCCCCAUCCUUCCAGACCUGAAAAUGUGCAUGGAAGAGAGAGACUUUCACUUGCAGAUUGCAAAGGGCAAGAAGAAGAUAACUAUUGGACUGAAGAAAGUCUUGAAGGAAAGGAAGCCCCUGAAGUACAAGGGUGCCCGUUUAAGACGUCUUCCCCCUCCAACAAGGACCAAGAGUGCAGAGAGCGAUGAACCUUCCGUGUCCCAGUGGAGAAAUAUCCAGCCCAAAGUCGGCCUGGGUCUACUAGAUGGAUAAAAAACACAAGAACAGCUAAUUGACUUAAAAGUUGUUUUAAAGAGAUUGGUUUUGUACAGUUGUAUAGGCCCAAAACUACAAACAAAUGCCAGUAGUGCCAUAAUUUGAAUGGCAAUUGUUAGGUCCUCCAGAGCUGCUACAGUAAAGGAUGAGGGCACUAUUAGCAUUCAAUAUUCUGAUGAACAAUAAUAUAUACUAGUGUUUCCCUGCUACUUAUAAUUUCCAACAAGCAGAAGACAGAUUAUUUGAGUGUUUGAAAAUGUAGAAUAAUUUUUGCACUUUCCUAAUCAUAUAUGUGGUAUGCCAUUAAUACCUCAACUAUCACAAUUAGUGGGACACAAAAUUGACAUAUCAUUUUGUUGAUGUAACUAAUAUUAUGUACAUGACUGUUGAAUAGCACUAAGUGUCCAAUUAUCUUUUAUGAUGUGAAUAUUUCUGGCUUUAAGCCUUGUGCUGGUAAGAAUUUUAAGUUACAGCAUGUAACAUACAUGUAUGACUGUAUAUUGUUAUAUAUUGUGUAUGUCUGAUAUUAGCUACCAUGUUGUCAUUGUCAGAUACUUUCAAAUGGCCACUGGCUGUUGCUUUCAUUGAAUAAAACUCUAACUUUCCCUAUACUACGAGUAUUCUGUUUUAACAUUAGACAAUUACUUACUUUGUAAAGUCAUCUCACAGUCUUUCCAGAGACACAUUUUACAAAACAUUCCUAAAAUCACCAUAGCUUUAUUUCAUGGGUUUGAUUGACCAGGCCAGGGUAGCCAGACAUCACUCAAAGGCUGCUAAAAAGGCUAGCCCUGGUAGCAAGUACAGACUGAGGAUCUCCUUAAAUUACAUGAACAUGAACUCGUCUAUUAAAAGACUGAGAGAUAGGUUUUACGUUAAGUCCAUGUUGUGGAUACUGACAUUGCUUAUUUUUGUAAUAAUCAAUCCUUAAGUACUAUCAUUAGUUAAUCAUAUGCUGCAGCAUACUUUGAAUUACAUUACAUGAUCAAUUCUGCAUCAAUAAAUGGUUGAAUGAAUGAUUUUCAAAGCAACAUUUUGAUAAAUUACAAGUAUAUUACCUUUCCAUUGAUAAUCACAAAAGGACUGCAACUUAUUAUGUUACGUGACCAAUUCAAAAUCAAUAAAAUAAUUAAAAUCUUAAAGCAAUAUUUGGAUAUAUCAUAAACCUUUCGUAUGGAGCAGCUUUUCUUCCCAAAUCCUAGAUAUUGCAACAGACCUAAGAAUCUGUUCGUUACAGUAACACAUCAGUAGUUCCUGUAUUGAUUCCAAAAUACUGACAGUUGAAUAGAGUUCAUACGUAGCAGCACAAUUUAGAUAAUCUACACCCAUCUUCACAUUGUCUUGGCAUCAUCACGGUACAGCUUGUACAACACCAAAAGUGUAAGUGCCUAGUCUUUAGCCAUCUAACUUUCUUCCAUACAUUUUUAGAUAGAAGGCCCUGUUGACAUUAGAUUUUACCAGGUUAAAACAUUAAGCACUUGUAGUUCAGAAUCAUGUAAUGUUUCUGACUACAUGUACAUUCUUUCCCUUUUGUUACAGUUGGCAACUAGAAUUGUGUGGUCACUUAUAAUGUAUGUAAAUCUCUCUUAUAUAUCUCGCGUUCAAAAUGAAAAUAAUCAUCAGAAUAGCAACAUCUUUGUUCCCUCCUUUGUUCCAUUGCUAGUUAUCUAUACAUUGAGAUUUCCUUACAGUUGAUCAAUUUUCGUUGAUGAUAUUUUUGAUCAUGAAGUACUGAGACAUAUUUCUGUUACCAAAUACAUUCAUUUUCUCUACCCAAAAUCAUCAAAAUCUAAACAGAAAAAAAGCAAGUGGACUUCAUACCACCUUAAAAACUAUCCUUUCCUUUUACCUCUAAAGAGCAGCUAAGAAUUCCGUCGACUUCAUGUGACAUUGCACCUUGUUCAAAAAAUCAAGACAUUAAGUAUCAUUUGAUAGUCCUCAACUAAUGUCUAAACAUAGAAAACAACAUCUUAUGUAUGAAAAUUUAAACUAUUUUCAGCAAAUUUUCACUACAUCUAGUAUGUCAUUAUCAUUCUGACAAUAAUCAUCUAUGAAUGAAGUGCACAUAUGAUGCGGUAGGAAGAUAUGAAUACAAUCUGAAUGAUUCUGUUAAUACAUCAUUCCUUCAAGAAAUAGUGCAAAUCUGCAACAUACAGUCAGUCUACAGAGUAGUGUGUGCCUGAGAUAAACACACUCGGAAAGUCCUGUGCAACAAGAAGAGAAGUAACUUAACUCUAUAAUGUAACGGCAGUGCAGCUAACAUCAACUGCAGCUUAACAUAUCAUACACUGUUGUAUCAUUUCUUUAAAGAAUUAAGUGUAUUGAAGUUUUGACUUUCCUAUAUAAAGGUUGUCAUGUCUAACAAUCAGAUGUAUUUUUCUUAAGACUCAUUGUAAAAGUCAAACAUCUGCUCCUCAAUUGAUACUAGUUUCACUCCCUCAAGAUUCUUGAAUCAACCUCACAUUAAAUCAUUAGCAUGUCUUGCUAGUUAGUAUCACUCAUGUACAAGCUUUAAUCAUUCUAUCUUCUAUCAAAAAUCUGGUUGAAUCAUCUUAAAUAUUGACACAACUUUUCUGUGCUGCUUUUCUUUCUUUCUCAUAUUUUUACCAAGUAUUCACAUGUAUCUACAAAUCUACACUGUACAAUCUGAAGUGCUAUUGCCAUACUGGAGUAGCAACAUAUCAGGUAUUGCAUUGGUACUGCAUUGCUUUAAAUUAAACUGCGCACAUCCAAACAAAUGGAAUGGUUGUUUAUACAUCUAUUAGGCUCAGCAGCAAAUUUGAAAUUUGGUCUCAUCUACCAAAGAAUGUAAUAAGAAUUUGGAUCCCUGAAGAAAUAAGAUAUGAUACUAACCUAAGAAGUUGACAAUGAUGUCAACCAACAAAUCUUGCAAGUAAAGAGCAGCAAUCAUUCAACAUCGGACAUAAGCAUGCAGCUACACCAAACCAAAUGUCCAUAGCAAAGUAGAAAAUCUAGAAA
Messenger RNA from Branchiostoma floridae (Florida lancelet), 7154 nucleotides. Its product is annotated as tetratricopeptide repeat protein 16-like. Bases 624 to 4175 code for a protein of 1183 amino acids. The record is from RefSeq and is a predicted model, not a curated record. Lineage: Eukaryota; Metazoa; Chordata; Leptocardii; Amphioxiformes; Branchiostomatidae. Gene Ontology annotation, molecular function: protein binding. The transcript is spliced from 13 exons.